Messenger RNA from Paramuricea clavata, 339 nucleotides. The record is from the annotation of a GenBank genome assembly. NCBI's taxonomy places the organism in Eukaryota, Metazoa, Cnidaria, Anthozoa, Malacalcyonacea, Plexauridae.
AUGGCAACGAAUGGAAUACCGAAUUCCGAGAAAUUUACAACAAUUUGCGUCAAGUUAUCGCGGAACACGCCAGCAGAUAAACUAAAACAACUCAAGUUCUUGCUUCAAGAUGUAACCUCUGAGAUAGACUUUCACGAUGAAAAAUUGUUCUUGGAUUUGAUAGCGAAGCUAGAAGCCAAAGAAAUUUUGAACCGUGAUUCACCAGGACGAAAUGAAGCCUUACUACUAUGUGAGAUGUUUGAUGCAAUUUCAUUACAUGGUCUUGCUAAUGAAAUAUGUUCAGAGUUUAAAGUUGAAAAAGGUAAUAUAUAUUUUGUAAUUUGUACAGGCUACACAUGA